Messenger RNA from Truncatella angustata, 1041 nucleotides. RefSeq lists its product as uncharacterized. NCBI's taxonomy places the organism in Eukaryota, Fungi, Ascomycota, Sordariomycetes, Amphisphaeriales, Sporocadaceae. Bases 1 to 1041 code for a protein of 346 amino acids. The transcript has 2 exons. The record is from RefSeq and is a predicted model, not a curated record.
AUGUCGCAAAAGGGCAGAUCUCUCCUUCAAAGGAUUAAAGCCAAGUUUAGAAGACGGUCAAAAGACAACAAGCAGUAUUCACGGGAUGCUCUACAGGGAAACAGCGACGCAAAUGACCUCCACGAUACCCAUUUUACGAAUGUAGGUGGUAAAACGACGGACAACAGGCCUCUUACAGCCGGGACGGAUAGGCGCCCAAACUCUUCAACGCCAGCGAACAGGACAGAUAUACGUCAAAACGAUUUGCGGAUAGUGAACAAGAGUACGAAGCGUGGAUCUGUGGAUGAGAGCUUCAAGAGUGUAUAUCUAAACGAUUAUCAUUUUGCAGAUUUAGGCCACGAUGAGCAAGGAACAGGAACUGCUGCAGCCACGGCUCAGCCCCCGAGAGUAACAAAUGGUCUUCACGCAACAAAUAAGGAAAGACGUUCGACUGGCUCUUCCGAUCAUCAUGGACGUCAUGGUAACCGCCGACGCAGUGACACGGCUGAUUCAAUAUCGAUUCCACGAAAACCAUUGACGAGCUCUCACGGUAUGGCUAUGCAAGAUGGACCUCGACCAGAUAGUUUGGCCAUCCGGCCAAGGGGAACACGUGGAAGUGCCGGGUCGGAGAACAUGCUUACGCCAGAAGGGACAGAAGGGACACAGAGGCUAAUUCCGACUCCUGAUUUUGGCAAAACCGAUUUUGCGGACUUCGACCUUACCGACACUGUUGACACCGAUCAGUAUACAUAUCAAGCUCCCGCUGUGACACAUGAAGUUGUCCGGCCGCAUAUUCAUGAGAUCACUCACAAAGAAAUCCACCGGGAUAUCCAUAACCACGAGUAUCGUCACUACAUCCAACCUGUAUUCGAGCAGGAGUUCUUGCCAGCACGCCACUUUGUCCCGGACGAAGAAGGGAAUUUGCAAGAGGUAUCUGCUAAAGACCUAGAGGGCAUCCCAGGUUGCAGCGGUGCACACACGGACUAUUCCUUUCAUGGAAAGCCAUCACUUGACGGGUUCAACCAUGGUGAGAGUGAUCGAUUGAUUGGACAGACGACAUAA